Molecule: messenger RNA, 2715 nt
Organism: Melanotaenia boesemani (Boeseman's rainbowfish)
Lineage: Eukaryota; Metazoa; Chordata; Actinopteri; Atheriniformes; Melanotaeniidae
Gene: syt15
Product: synaptotagmin XV
Exons: 8
Coding region: 463-1716 (417 amino acids)
Biological process (GO): regulation of dopamine secretion; regulation of calcium ion-dependent exocytosis; cellular response to calcium ion
Molecular function (GO): calcium-dependent phospholipid binding; calcium ion binding; syntaxin binding
Source: RefSeq, a predicted model, not a curated record
AUAACAUGUAACACACAGUGUAUGGAUAUACAUUUAAAACACUUUACAUACAGCACAUACAAUUAUGAAAUUGCUUUUAAUCUUUUUAAUCUAUGUGUGAUGUGAUUAACACAAACUCUAUAAAAUAAAAUAAAUGAUUAUCACUUAUAUUUGACUCUACCAUUACAUGACUGCCAAUGAGUUUAUCAACAACAAAUUUUAAGUCAUCAUUUCUGGAUGUAAAUAAUAACACUGACAUGUAAUUUCAUUGGCUACAGGAGCCCCUCUGAAUCCAGCCCUGCAGAUAACAGCAUAACAAGGUGAGAACUAGCCAGCUGUCUCACACUGCUCACUGGAGUUAAAGACAGGAGAAUUUUGUGUCAAUGACCAGUCCUAAACUGUAGCUUCUGCUGUGAACAAUCGGUCUCUUUAAGUCAAAUAGAAGAAAAGAUAUCAGGUCCUGGAGCUGAAAGUUACCAAGUCAUGGCUGACCAGGUGCUGCUGUUGAGUGUUGGUCUUUCACUGGGUCUGGUGUUGCUGGUGCUGUUGAGUCUUGUGUUAUUAUGCUUACGGAGGAGGAAGAAAAAUGGGCAGAGUCAGUACCAGGAACUGUUCUCCACAGUGCCGUCAGUACCAGCAUGUUCUGCUCCAGUGAUCCUGGUGUCUCAGGGCUCCUGGGCCUCGCCCAAUGAAAUCCCUUUCACUUUGCCUCCUCGCUUCAUCACACAAAACAAUGGAAAUCUCAGAAACGAUAACACAGAAGAGAAAGAAGAAGAAGAAGAGGAGAUGAAGACAGACGUCCAGCGGGACAUUCUGGCUCAUCGUGGGUCACUCUCAGUGAGAAGUUGGUACCCGGUGGGGUCGGUGCUGGCAGGUCUCUAUACUGCAGCUCCUCUGAACGAGGUGGUGGCCCCCCCUCCUGGCAUGGCCACACGUCUGUGCUUCUCUGUGGAGUAUCGACACAGCAGUGAGCAGCUCAUGGUCUCUUUGUUCCGCCUAAGCAACCUCCUUCCUCGCUUUCAUGGCAAUGUCACUCUGGUGGAGCUCAGGCUUCUUCCUGACGACAGGAGGCCCCGCCAGGCGAAGGCCAGAGGAACAGGGCCCGACCCGGAGUUUAACGACUGCUUCGUUUUCCAGACGUCUGGAGUGUAUGUUCAUGAGAGCACCCUGAGCAUGUGUGUGCUGAGUGUGGAGCAAGAUGGUAAACGGCAUGCUGUGGGCAGGGUGCUGUUUUCCCUGGAGGGAGAGCUUGGUCAGGCAGGCAGGGUGCUCUGGAGAGAUCUGGAGCCAGAGGAAGAUACACAGUGUUCAGAGCUGGGAGAUAUGCAGAUAUCCCUCAGCUACAGUUCGUCUCUGCAGCGCCUGUCAGUGGUGGUUUUGAGAGCUCGUGGUCUCCAGCUGCUCACAGAUGCAGGAAUGUGUGUGCAGGUGAGCUUACAGAUACACACUCAGGUGGUGAAGACGAAGCGUAGCUGUGUGGUGAAAGGUGAAAAGGACCCCCUCUUCAACUACAGGAUGACAUUUAAACUUCGACCGCAGCACUUAGAUGAGGCCUGUCUGAGGUUUGAGCUGCAGCAACCAAAUGACAGCCGCUCAGAACCUCCAUCCCAGCUAGGAGUGCUGGUGGUGGGUCCCUUUAUGUAUGCCAGAGGUCUUCAGCUGCAGCACUGGAUGGACAUGAUUAACAAAGCACAGGAGCCAGUCAAACUGUGGCACGGACUGGGCCGAUCAACUUAACUCCUGAGCUGGACUCACAUGGUGUCGACAGUCAGAGUCUAAAAUGAAAAUGCCAAAUAUUUCUAUUAUUUGUAAAAGUUAAGACAAUUUACUAUUAUGCAUACCAACCAAAUGAGGGCGCAAAGGGACUCACAGUGUUUAGGUGCACCACAUGCAGCCUAAGAGAUCUGGUUAAUUUCCAGCAUUGCUCUCAGUGACAGACAAAAUUAGUGGAGGAUUGAAUAAUCCAAGAGCCAGAUAUUUCCUUCACAAAAAAAAGGAAAAAAAAAAAAAAAAAAAGAAAAUUGGAGCUACAAAAGAUCAAAUAUUGGUUUUAAAAGCAUCUUGUGAACACAAACAUGAUGCUCUAAAAAUACAGGAUGAUAAUGAUUUACUUAGAAAGUUACCAUCUUAACAUCAAUGGAUUUUUUAUAUUUGUACACAAAAAUAAAAAUGCAAAAGCUGAGAUCCCUUUAGGAAUUAUAGGAACUAUUAAAUGCUGAUUGGUCAGAAAGGAAACCUGCAUUUUCAGUUAGAGAAAAGGAUCCAAAUAGGGCACAGCAUUAUUCUAAAGCCUUAGCAGCAGUUCUUUCUAACUUUUGGACUUGUCAGCUUUAAACAUAACGUUUUCAGAUGUUGUUAUAAAUUACAAAUGUUUGUUGUAGAAAAAUGAAUUACCAAGAGUCUGGAAUGAGUAAAAUGAUCAAUUUUAUUAAAGGAAAAUGAACAAAGACAAUUACUUGCAAACAAUGACAGCGGUCAUCUGAAAGCAGUUUUCAGCUGCUUGAUUACAUGUUCCAUCUGAUCUUUUUAUUGGGAUUUAGUUUAGAUAAAGUUGAUCGAACAACACAUUUUUUGGUUUGGGAAUCAUCAAAAGUUGCUCUAUUUUCCCUAUGGCUUAUUGUUUUGUUUUACCUUCUUUAAAAAAAAAAGAAAUUUUGUGCAUGAAUUUCACAUGAAUGUCACACUGUAAUAGAUUCUGUUUUAUCUAAGCUAAAAAAAUAAUUUAUUUUUCUGGAA